GACGAAACUUCCAAUUUCAUUCUUUUCCGGUGCAGAGGUGUCAAAAUUUGUGAAAUUUUCGCUAGUUCUAUCAGAAAACUCAAUUUUACCCUGCAAAAAGCUCUGAAACGUGCCCAGAAAUGGCCAAAAAGAAAGGCGAAAACUACGACAGUGAUGGGGGUGACGAUCAGGACUACGACGAGGAGCCCAAUUUCGAUGAUCCGGAGGGUUUUGUGGACGACGUCUCUGACGAAGAAUUGCUUGGUGAUUUUCUGAAGCAAAAACCUUGCGAAUCGGACGGCGUAGAAAAUGUUAUUGUCGUGGAUAAUAUUCCGGUUGUUGGACCGGCCCGAUUCCAUAAGCUGCAAGGAGUAUUGGAGAAACUGUUCAAGACGGCCGGAACGAUUGUCAACAUUCACUACCCCAAGGAUGAUGAGGAGAACACCCGAGGUUACGCCUUCAUUGAGUUUAAGAAUCCGGAGAUGGCCGAAGAAGCCGUGAAGGCAUUCAACAACUAUCGUCUGGACAAGUCGCAUACGUUGCUGGUAAAUUUGUUUUCCGAUUUCCAAAAAUACUCGGACAUUCCCAAAGAAUGGAGCCCUCCGGAACCGCAGCCCUACAAGAUGCAAAACGAUCUUUAUAACUUCAUGACUGAACCGGACGCACAGGAUCAGUUCUGUGUGAUAGCCGAAUCUUCGCCGGGAGCGGUGCAGGUCCAGUUUUGGCAAAACACCCAACCCGAACCCGUGGAACUGCUGACUCGUGAUCGUUUCACGGAAACAUACGUCAAGUGGUCUCCCCUGGGAACGUACAUCGUGACGUUCCACAAGCAAGGUGUCGUUAUUUGGGGUGGUUCCAAUUUCACCAAAAUCAACAAAUUCCCGCACUCUGGAACUCAAUAUGUGGACUUUUCUCCCUGUGAACAGUAUUUGGUGACCUACGGUCCAAACGGCCAGAAGAUCAUCAUCUGGGACAUUCGGACCGGAACGGAAAAACGUUCCUUCAUCUCGGACGGCACUUCCAACAUGUCGAUGUUCCGUUGGUCCCACGACGAUAAAUACGUGGCCCGGAUGGGUGACAAUGCAAUUCAUGUGUAUGAAACGUCGACUUUCUAUCUUUUGGAUAAGAAAUCUAUUAAGGUCCAAGGCAUUCGCAACUUCAGUUGGUCUCCAACGGAUAACAUUAUUGCCUACUGGAUGUCCGAAGAUCUGGAGGCUCCCGCUCGUGUGACUCUGUUGGAAAUACCUAGGAAAAACGAAAUCCGUAAUAAGAAUUUAUUCAACGUAGCUGAUUGUAAGAUUCAUUGGCAAAAAUCAGGAGAUUACCUCUGUGUGAAGGUCGAUCGUUACUCUAAGUCUAAGAAAGAUAAGAAGGACGCCGAUGUUAAGUUCCUUGGUAUGUUCUACAACUUUGAAAUCUUCCACAUGCGAGAGAAGGACAUUCCCGUGGACUCGGUAGAGGUAAAGGAGACUAUCCUGGCGUUUGCUUGGGAACCAGUUGGAUCUAAGUUUGCCAUUAUCCAUGGCGAUCCAGCGUCCGCAAAUGUCAGCUUCUAUGAGGCCAAAAAGGGACAAGAACCUACAAUGUUGAAGAAAUUGGAGAAAAAGAUUUGCAGUCAUCUGUUCUGGUCCCCGCGGGGGCAGUUUAUUGUGUUGGCAAACCUCCAGGCUGGAUCGUUUGAGUUUGUGGAUACCAACGACUUUACCAUCAUGAAGAGCGGCGAUCACUUCCGUGCUUCGGAGGUGGAAUGGGACCCUACCGGCCGAUAUGUGGUGACUGGAACCUCUGGAAAGGUCAAGGAGGAUCACGGUUAUCACAUUUGGUCCUUCCAAGGCAAGAUACUGAAGCGCGUCAAUCUGAAGAACUUCAUUCUUUUCCUCUGGCGUCCUCGUCCGCCCACUCUAUUGUCAGACGAAAAGCAGAAAGAAAUACGCAAAAACCUCAAAAAGUACUACGCACAAUUCGAGAGCAAGGAUCGCAUCCGCAUGACCCGUGCCUCGAAGGAAUUGUUGGAAAAACGUGCCAAACUGCGAGAGCAGUUUGUGGAAUAUCGCACCAAGCGUGUGAGCGAAUGGGAGGAGCAGAAGUACCGGCGUAUGCAGCUGAGAAACAACAUAGAUACCGACACAUUGGACGCUGAUCCAGAUAAUGUUGAAGAAGAAAUAGUAGAAAUUCUAGUACGUGAAGACACCACCCUGCUCGAGUAAUCCGUAUAAGGCAUUUCCUGUUCGACUUCUAUUGAGAAUUUAUCUCUACCCAGCGGUAAAAAAAUCAGAUAGAUCAUCAGCCCUCCAUGAUAAGCUUAAAAUCGUGGCCCUGCAAGACAGAUAUAUGAGUGAUUAUUCUCUGUCUUGUAAGAAGAAAAACAUCUUAUUUCAUAUUGUAGAAUGCGACUCUUAAUUUACAGUAUGAAACAUAAAUGGUUCUUAGCUUAUUCUAAA
Molecule: messenger RNA, 2420 nt
Organism: Aedes aegypti (yellow fever mosquito)
Lineage: Eukaryota; Metazoa; Arthropoda; Insecta; Diptera; Culicidae
Gene: eIF3b
Product: eukaryotic translation initiation factor 3 subunit B
Exons: 5
Coding region: 120-2186 (688 amino acids)
Biological process (GO): translational initiation
Cellular component (GO): eukaryotic translation initiation factor 3 complex
Molecular function (GO): RNA binding; translation initiation factor binding; translation initiation factor activity
Source: RefSeq, a predicted model, not a curated record